UGACGCGCAGCGAUUGGGUGAGCCCGGAGCUAAAGUGCUUCAGAGUGAGGAGAAAAAAAAAAAAAAGGAGACGCGGAUGAGAACAACAACAGCUGCCGCCGCAUGAAGCCAGCUAAAGUCGCAGUCUCACUCCUCGGGCUCACGCUGUAGUGACUUCGGAUGUUACGAUGGCCGCAAACUUUACGAUUUCAGACAGCGACUCAGAGCCAUCAGAAGAGGUAGAGGAAGGAGGAAACAAGCAGGCAACGAUAGGAAAAGAGGAGCCGCUCUGUCAACGCCACACCCUCACCCUUCCUGAGCUCAGAUCAACAAAUGGUCGCAUCAGACUGAACUCGGAGUCCCACGCUUCCACCAUCUCCAGAGGGGAGGAGCUGCUGGCCAGGGGGGAAGAGGAGGCCGGGACGCCCACUGAGGGGUUUUCAUUCAGGAACCGGUCUAAUUCGGCUCCUCCUGCCCUGUGGGCCGCCAAGAAGUACGGCCGGCAGCUUCGAAGGAUGAGUGAUGAGUUUGUCAACCUGCUUGAUAAAGGGGAGCUGAGGAAGGUGAGCAGUGCUGGAUCUAACAGACCGAUACCCCACUCCAGGAGCUGGUGGAACUACCUCUUCAGUCACCAGGAGACAGAGGGAGAGAACGGCCACCAUGAACCCCACUCCCACCGCACUGAGUAGACCUCCAGAGAGGAAAAUAAGAGUUAAACAAGGUUUUUAUGAUGGGGGGGGCACCACUGAACAAUAUGACCUGUAACUGGAAAGAGGCUUCCAGGUGUAAGGACUUGGUUAAAUAGGACAUUUAUAAGUUUUGUUUUUUAUGUCUUUGCUAUAUACAUUCAAUUUUUUUAAUUAAUGUUGUGAUUCAAAAAUGUUAGACUGUCCAUUGUGUUAUAGGAAAAGUAAGUCAAAAUAAGGCAAAGCAAGAUAAUAUCUUAAAAUUAUUUAUGUAGACUUGCAAUUAGUGGAUAGAAGAAGUUGGCAUUUUACAAUACAAUUUAUUUUUUUACACUAAUUUAAACACUGUUUGGAUUUCUGUUUUUGCCCCAUUGUGUGUGGUAAACGGCUCAGUUUGCUGCUUCUCCACUUUGUUCCCCUGCAGUGUUAUACCCAGCUGUAAUAUUGUGGCUGAAUAUUGUGAUAUCGAUUGCAAUUAACUCACAUGACCUUCACUUUUUCUUUGUUUUCCAUUGUCAUCUCGUCAUCAUCUUGGUCACAUAAAUCUUGAUCUAGUGCGGGCAUCAAGAACAAUGAAAAGCCAUCCAAAUGACUGAAUGGUUAUUGAAAUUUACCAUUAUAGGCCAUCAAAUAUUGCUUUAUAAAAUGGGUUGUCAGUUGUGAUUUGGUACAUUGUGCAGCCUUACCCAUUUAUUACAAUUUCAUCUGUUAAAUGCUUACCUUUUCAUAUCAGUUAAUUUCCAUUAAUUAAAUUGUACUUUGAUUAAUUAUGGAGAUAAAUAAUUAAGAAAAUAUUUAAAUCCAACUUAGAAUUUAGGUUAAUUGGGUGUUAUCUUCCUAUAGAUUUGUAAUAUCUGAAAUCGGUUGUAAUUUAAUACCCAAUGACCUCAUUCAAAUCAGCAUAACUCUGAGCCUUGUUCGGCUGAUCGAUCUUAUUCAUUGUAGUCACAUAGAUGCAUCUCCUAGCAAUAGGGUAAAGAAAAUUUGUUUCAAUCAACUGUUGUCAAAGAUGGAACAAAGAAACCCAAAGACAUGUUCAAAAAGUCUGCGGCCAGCUGCUUUUUCUGUAACCAAAAAAGUCUGGGAGAAAAGACAAACUGCAAAAAUCUGAAAUAGUUAAAGGGCAUAUAUCAUCAUUUUACAACAUUUCCUUUUAAAUUGUGUUCAGGCUUGUAGCUCAUGAUAGUUACAUGCUUUUUGUUGUCCGAAAUAUAGGAAGGUGUGGAAGGAAUAAAAGUGACCAUAAGAUGUCCAAGAACAUUUGCAGAAGAGUGAUGAGCUCAUGUCUGGAAAGCUGUACUGUUGCAAAAAGAAAACAACACAAUGCUCGCCCAGGACAAAAACAUCAAUGGCAAAGUCUCUAGCGUGCAUUUCAGUUAAUAAAAUCAAGAUUUAUGUAAAGAUUAAUUCGGAGGAAGAAAUGAGGAAAAAAUGUCUGACAGCAAUGGAUUUAAGACUUGACAAACCGGCGAGCUACCUAAGGAUUUAAGAGCUCUGUGUGGUCGACCAUGUCUGUCCAACUGACCACAGUUGGGAAUGAUCGCUUGUAACAAAAAACUGUUAUUCAGAGCACCAAAUUACCUGCAGCAACAGAAUACUUUAUAUCAGGGAGCCAUGCAGUGAUUGUAGAAGUCAAAUUAUUUCCAGCAUAAAUGCAUUUUACUCAUAAGGAUUUAGCUAAAUGACAUCUUUUGCCACACCAAUCAAACUCUAUAUCUGUCUACAUUGUUUUUCCCAUUAAAAGACACUUUAAGCUAGUGCUUCACAUGUGGUGGAAGGAAGGGAUGUUAAAAUAAUCAAAUUACAUCUGUGGUCAAAUGCUCCCUCCUCAGUUUGGCUCAGACACAGAGAACACAAUGCGGCUACAGUUAAUUAACAGGAAAUUAAAGCAUUUUCUUAUCCUGACACUUUAUGCUUACAAACAACAGCUGCGGUCACUUUUAUAGUCUGGCUGUUGACAUCCUGUCUGAGAUGUGGCAUAAAGUAGGCUGUAUCCUCAUACCUUCAAGUUUGGUUUUCCUCUUCCCAUAAAUCCGGGAUUCCAGUUGUUGCAUAACAAUAAUGAGACAGUCCUUUUCUUGUUAAGAGCACAAUCCAUCCUGGUAGAAAUUUCUCGACUGUGUGAUUCGAGACAUAUCAGACAUGUCUAUAUAUGGUAGUGCCUUCCUGUUUUAGUGGGCUCGACUCAAGGCUUAUUUUUCCUUUCAGAAAAGUUAUUAAAAACUACUUACUAAAGCCAUUUGGAAAAAAGUAAUUUAUUUACGCUUUAAGAUUUGUAGGGUUUUUUUGUGGUAAAAUUUUAUGAUAAAUGCCCUCUAAGGAGUUAAAACAAUCCAGUUUCUCCACAGUUUUGUGUUUGUCCUGCAGGUUAAUGUAAUCCACUGUCAAAAGUACCCUGCUGGCAUCUUCUAAUGUUUUUUUAUUUUAUACAAACUUCUUGUUCCUCUUCUUGCAAGCCUUUUCUAUCUUAAACAAUCGUACUUGACUAUCAGAGAACUGCUUUAUUAGAUUCAAUUUAUCAAAAGAACAACAAUCUUGUUUGUGGGACAAUCUGUGAUGAUGCAAAAAUAUUAUCUUUGACACGAAACUUCAGGGUUUAGGUUGUAGCUGAUGACACGAAGCCUAAAUGUAAAAGCACAAACAAACAAGUCUAUCUUUUUAAAGUCUCGGACAAGCAAAAACAAUAUGGAAAAAAAAAUUUUACGUGUAAAUAUCUUGUAUAUAUUUAAUCAAAUGACUUUGGUGGAGGUGUUAAAUAAAGUAAACUAACCAGAAAUUUAUCUACGAGGUUUCCCAGCUGUUCAGUAAGCAAUAGGCUUUGCACAAUCCAUGGCUGUUGUGAUAAUUGUAACCACACUGUUUAAAUUAAUCAACUGCUGUAAGCCUCAAUGGGUGGCAGGAGUCCUGUCUGGCUUAAACAUAAAAAGCCUUUUUAUAUCAAAACUUUCUGCAGUUUGUUCAGAAAAGUCAGUUUUUACACUUGUUUUUAUAAAACAUUUGUUUUGAGUGUAGGUUGUUAAAUUUCAUAAGCAUCGACGUGUGGAUAAAACUUCUUACUGGAAAAGGUAAGGAGCGCUAACCCAAUGCUGGAUUCUUUAAAUGUGUGUUGUAUUCUUGAUUUAUGAGCAAUUCUUGGCACAUAUUUUGGAUAUUAUUAUUAUUGCCUCAUACAAAAUCAGCAUUUUUAUACAGGUCGGUUUAAAAAAAAUAAAGCAAGGCUUGUCUAAUAUGUGAUUAUUAACAGUGGUGAUGAGUUCGUUCUGCUUGUGUCUUAUCGUCUUCCUCUCGGCUUGUAGGGUUGAGUUGUGAAGUGCUGGGGUUUGUCUUUAAUAAUAUUUCAUGCCUCUGGUUCGGUCUUUUAUAGCUUUUUUUGCUUAGUAUGCAUUUUAAUCAGAGAUCUCCAGACUAUCUGAACAGUGCCACCUUAUUUAACAAGACUAAACCAAUCAGCCAAUGACGGUUUGUUUAAAAACAAUUGAGGACCACCAUUGGAUUGGAUUUAUUUUCUAAAUUUUUUUUUUAUUUCACCGCUUAUUAAAGCUUUAUAUGUCGAUAAGUGGAGCUUGUGCAGAUUUACUUAAACUCUGACAUGGACGUGGCACUAGAUCUGAACUGAAGCUGAGCUGGCAUUUAAGUGCUUAGUUAUAAAAUGAGCUGCCUUGAACUUUUUAGUUAUCUGUGCAUUGACAGCACAGAGCCAGCCUUUAACUUUUACCCAAUCUGAGCCUUAAAUUACACUGCUCGCUGUCCCCAUUUUAUGCUCAAGAGAUAGCACAGUAGAUUUAAAUGGACACCAUGGGUACCAGGAGUUUUGCAUACCGUGUUGGUAUUACUUGAAUCUAAAGAUGUGUGUAAAGAAAACUGGAUUUUAUCUGAUUUUGUUCUUCAGUUUUUAAUGACUUUUGUAAAUGUAUUUUCUCUACAGCUGUGAAAACUGAUAUAUGCUGUCAUGAAUAAAUGAUUUUAAGACUGA
Girardinichthys multiradiatus is the source of this 4638-nucleotide messenger RNA. It is a transcript of the gene badb, whose product is annotated as BCL2 associated agonist of cell death b. The transcript has 4 exons. The record is from RefSeq and is a predicted model, not a curated record. NCBI's taxonomy places the organism in Eukaryota, Metazoa, Chordata, Actinopteri, Cyprinodontiformes, Goodeidae. Gene Ontology annotation, biological process: apoptotic process. The coding region runs from base 168 to 668 and encodes 166 amino acids.